Messenger RNA from Tupaia belangeri chinensis (Chinese tree shrew), 384 nucleotides. RefSeq names its product fibroblast growth factor 2 (gene FGF2). Lineage: Eukaryota; Metazoa; Chordata; Mammalia; Scandentia; Tupaiidae. The transcript is spliced from 4 exons. Bases 1 to 357 code for a protein of 118 amino acids. The record is from RefSeq and is a predicted model, not a curated record. Gene Ontology annotation, molecular function: growth factor activity.
AUGAGGGACAAACCUCUGUCGAUAUGCAUCCAUAAGCUAAAGGGUAAUUUUCCCCUCUUACUUGUAGUCAAACUACAGCUUCAAGCGGAAGAGAGAGGGGUCGUGUCUAUCAAAGGAGUGUGUGCAAACCGUUACCUGGCCAUGAAGGAGGAUGGGCGACUGCUGGCUUCUAAAUGUGUUACAGAUGAGUGUUUCUUUUUUGAACGACUGGAAUCUAAUAACUACAAUACUUACCGGUCCAGAAAGUACUCCAGCUGGUAUGUGGCACUGAAACGAACUGGGCAGUAUAAACUUGGAUCCAAAACAGGACCUGGGCAGAAAGCUAUACUUUUUCUUCCAAUGUCUGCUAAAAGCUGAUUUUAAUGGCACUGCAUCUAAUCUCAU